CUGUCCACAGUGUGCGCGUCCUUCCGGUUAUGGGAUAAAUUGCCUUGGUGCGGUGUUUUUGAUUCUUUGAGUGUGUUUCAACGACCUCAGAGUUAUGGCAUGCAAAUGCAAGGAGGAUUAAACUGGAUUUAGAUGCAUUUCUUUGCCUCGAUCUGGCUGUGUCAUUUAAAACAGCCACUGGCUAUGUCUAACGUGUUAAUAACCCAGCUGAGCUGCUGAAGCAUGCGUUUCUUAGUAUCAGCAGUGAAGUCGAUCUGGUUGCCAUGGAGACGGAGACUGAGCACCAUUCACUGUUUGUGGACCCGGACUUUCCUGCUGAUGACUCCUCAAUCUUUAGUGACUACAUCACGCCUCUCUCCAAAUUGUUAGGUGAUGUCACGUGGCUCCGCCCACAGGACAUCUGCAAGCAGCCUCAACUCUUCCCCAAUGACCCUGUGGAGGCCCACCCAAAGCAAGGCAUUCUGGGAGACUGUUGGUUGCUCUGUGCCUGCUCCAUGUUACUCAAGAACCAGCAUCUUCUGAACAAGGUAUUUCCACCGGAACAGCCAUUGUGGGAUGAGAGUGCUUAUCAUGGUGAGUUCAGGUUCCGGUUCUGGCGUAACGGGCACUGGAUAGAGGUACGGGUGGAUGACCGGCUGCCCUGUAUCAAUGAUACUCUCUGCUUCUCACGAUGCCAGAGCCCCAGGGCAUUCUGGGUAGCACUUUUGGAGAAAGCAUAUGCCAAGCUACAUGGCUCAUAUGAGCGUUUGUGGGCAGGCCAAGUAUGUGAGGCAGUGGUGGACUUGAGCGGAACCAUAGUGGUACGAUGGAGUCUAAAAGGGGCGGAGUCACCACAACAGCCCAACGACACCCAGACUCAACACACAGUUAAUGGGACGAGUCUUUCUCAACUUUCACUGGAGCUGAAGGAGCGAUGUGCCAUCAGCUGCUGUGUCCACAGCGCCUCCACAGGGGUCCCAGAGCUUGGCCAGUUCCACGCCAUGAGUGUGAUGGAGUGGACAAAUGUGACAACGACUACAGGUGAACAAGUGGAGCUGAUCAGGAUACGAAACCCCUGGGGGAGGAAGAGCUGGGCCGGGUUCUGGAGGGAGAGCGGAUCAGGAUGGGAUUCUCUGGAGGCCUCCUGUGCUCAGGCUCUACUGGGCCGCACGGCAGCGGGGGAAUUCUGGAUGGACCUGACAGAAUUCCAGCAGGAAUUUGAUGAGGUCACUGUGGGCUAUCCCAUCAGUGAUGCAGGACACCUCCAAAGCAUCUACACAGGAAGCUUUCUAAUCCACAGCCACCAGAUUGGAGGCCGCUGGGUCAAAGGUCACUCUGCAGGCGGUUGCCGAAACAACAGCACUUUUAGCAGCAACCCUAAGUUCUGGUUGAAAGUGUGCGAGAGAGGAGAAGUGUUGCUGUCUUUGCUUCAGUACGGACGCCCUGAACAACCAGCAGAGGGCGGCACUCGGCAGCAUCCACACCUCCAGGCCAUUGCACUACAUGUGUGGAAGGUGGAUAAGAAACACUUUAACUUGGUACGGACACUGAACAAGCCUCCGAUUGUGUCACACACGCAUGCGUAUGAUCGGGAAGUGGUUGUAGACACUCACCUGAAUCCUGGUUUUUACCUGCUGGUGCCAAGUACAUUCCUGCAGGGAGCAGAGGGCCGCUUCCUCUUGAGAAUUCAUUCAUCCUGCUCUACCUCUCUCAGUGUGAUGAAAUCAACUCCUCCUCCUCUUCAGCACUGUUCAGAGGGUGAGUGGGAAACCAUCAGCUCUCAUGGCUCUUGGUCUGUUGGUUCUACUGCUGGAGGAAGUCGCAACUUCGCCACACAUGGACACAACCCCCAUAUACCCCUUACUGUGACCUAUGACCCUGGAGGUAACAACAUAAGGGUCACUCUACGCCAAAACAGGCCAGAAAAUGCCCUCCAUGCCAUCGGCUUUCAUAUAUAUAAGGUACCUGACAGUGGUUCUGGCUUCCUGUUAACCCCUGGUUCCAUCUGUCCUGUGGUUAGUUGUGUACCUCAUGCCCACUCCCAGGAGGUCAGUGUGUUUUGCCAUCUACAGCGGGGCGAGUAUGUCGUAAUUCCCUCUACCUACCAGCCGGAACUCAGCGCUCACUUCACUCUUACUCUUCUUCGUAGGAUACAUCGGAAAGCAAUGCAGAGUCAAGAGCUUCUGGGCCAUGCCGUGCAGGAGGUCUCCUGUAUCUCUGUGAUGAGAUGAUAGUCUGGGGAAAUGGAUCAGAUGCUCAUGUUGAGAUGAAAGUACCUGAGAGGGUGUGUAGCAUGUAGCCCGAGCAUAGUCUUGUCCACUAGGAGCCGUUGGUGCAAAUCACUCACCACAAACUCCCAAAAACCAUCAGCAGUGGAUAGAUCAUGGUAUAUAACUUGUAGGGAUUUGUCACACUGGUCGACUAUUCUUCCAAUAACCACUCCCUUAGAAACAAGCCAGAUCUGGGUCAUGUGAAUCUGAAACCAGCCUAAUUAUACAGGAUUAGUGGACUAGUGGUUCAGGCAACUCUGUCGCAAGGUAACUUGGCACAUUAAUAUAGCAUUCACUGAUGUGUGAUUUUACUCAGAAUAUUGUGUUGGAUUGAUACAUUUUAUAAGAUUAUUAUAAAAAACUUUUGUUUUAACUGUAAUGUACUAUAACUAUGUAUUGAUGUCAGAUUUAUUUAUUAUGAAUGAUCACAGAUUUAUGAUUAAUGAUCUUUUCUUUUGGUUUUUGUCCAAGCUGCAAAGCAAAGAUGAAAAUAAUCAAAUGAAAAGUACCUUUUAUUUUUAAGUAUUUUGUUUACUAGAUUAUCUAAAAACAGACAUUACCAUGUGGUUAUUUACUUUGUUGAAUUUCCAGCUAAAAUUUGUACUACUUUAUAUUUAAGGUUACUGUGAUAGAUAGACCAGAAAGAGAGAAAUGCAAAACAGAAUCAGAUUGUUAGAAAAAAAAGGAUGCAGAGGAUGAAUAAAUAUGGGGGUGUUAUUAGCAAAAGAAGGGUAGACACUGAUUGAAUAAAGAGUCCACGGCUCUUCUGAAGCUCCAGCUCUCUCUGAAGUGUGCUGCAGAGUUGGAGCGCCUCACGCAGGCACUGCCCCGUCGGCCUCCAUGAGCGCUAAUUGUUUGUGUGUGUGAGGAUCCGCAGGCCUGUUAGUGCCGCGCUAGUGAUGAACUUGCCGCCCUGGUCCAGCCCUUGGAGCCGCCACACAAUGACUCGUUAUAUGAAGCAGAUAUACUGUUGUGUGUGUGUGUGACCCUUUCCUCCUCCUGUGCGUGUCUGUUAUGUGUGUAGCAAUAUUCAUUAAAUUAUUUUGAAUUUAAAUA
Molecule: messenger RNA, 3305 nt
Organism: Megalobrama amblycephala (Wuchang bream)
Lineage: Eukaryota; Metazoa; Chordata; Actinopteri; Cypriniformes; Xenocyprididae
Gene: capn10
Product: calpain 10
Exons: 13
Coding region: 264-2210 (648 amino acids)
Biological process (GO): proteolysis
Cellular component (GO): cytoplasm
Molecular function (GO): calcium-dependent cysteine-type endopeptidase activity
Source: RefSeq, a predicted model, not a curated record